AUGGACAAGGGCAAAAGCAGCAGACUGAUCCCUUCUUCAGGACUGUUGGCAGAACGGAGUUUGGCCUUUUGGACUCUUUGCUCGAUCAUUGUACCAAUACUUAUCACCUUGUGGUGCAGCUUUCGGCGAUCACGGAGGCAAGGGCUGGUACAGGACAUCGUACGCAAAAGCAAGCAUGAUUGGCAAUAUGUGGACCUCUUUAGCCAGCCCACCUACUGCUGCAUCUGCUCUCAGCAUAUUCUCCAGGGAGCUUUCUGCAACUGCUGUGGGCUGUGUGUCGAUGAAGGGUGCCUCAAGAAGGCUGAGCGUCGUUUCCUCUGCAAGGAGAUCAUGAUGAGGGGUGAAGGUGGGGUCUCUAUGAUGCACCGCUGGAUCCGAGGCAAUGUCCCGCUGUGCAGCUACUGUGUCAUGUGCAACCAGCAGUGUGGCAAUCAACCCAAGCUUUGUGAUUACAGGUGCAUUUGGUGCCAGCACACUGUGCACGAUGAAUGUAUGCAAAAUUCUUUGAAGAACGAGACCUGUAAUUUGGGAGAGUUUCGCAACUUAAUUAUCCCACCCUAUUACUUGUUCAGUGUCAGUCAGAUGCGUAAAGACAAGAAAAUGGACUACGGCAAGUUAGCUUCCUCCUACGGACAACAUUGGACUCCAUUAAUAAUCCUGGCUAAUACUCGGAGCGGGAACAAUAUGGGUGAAACGUUGCUGGGACAAUUUAAGAUCUUGCUAAACUCAGUUCAGAUUUUUGAUCUAACCAAAACGACCCCUGCAAAAGCGCUUCAGCUUUGCUCCUGGCUGCCUUUCAAUUCUGCUCGAAUCCUUGUCUGUGGCGGAGACGGCACUGUGGGCUGGGUCUUGGAUGCAAUUGAUGACAUGAAGAUCAAGGGGCAAGAGCGGUAUGUCCCACAGGUUGCAAUUUUGCCCUUGGGAACGGGCAAUGACCUGUCUAAUACCCUGGGCUGGGGUGCUGGCUAUGCUGGAGAGGUCCCUGUGGAGCACAUCCUACGUAAUGUCAUGGAGGCUGAUGGAAGCAAGCUGGACAGGUGGAAGGUCCAGGUAACAAAUAAAGGAUACUACAAUUUAAGAAAACAAAAGGUCUUCACAAUGAACAACUAUUUUUCUAUAGGGCCAGAUGCUCUCAUGGCUCUAAAUUUUCACGCGCAUCGUAAGAAGUCUCCCUCUCUGUUUUCCAGUAGGAUUAUUAACAAGGCAGUUUAUUUUUUCUAUGGAACCAAAGAUUGUUUAGUGCAGGAAUGUAAGGAUUUGAACAAAAAGAUUGAGCUAGAGUUGGAUGGAGAGAGAAUCGAUCUGCCUAAUUUGGAAGGGAUUAUAGUUCUGAAUAUUGGCUACUGGGGCGGUGGCUGUAGACUGUGGGAAGGAAUGGGAGAUGAGCUUUAUCCUCUGGCAAGGCAUGAUGAUGGCUUGCUGGAAGUUGUUGGUGUCAAUGGCUCUUUUCACUGUGCACAGAUUCAAGUGAAGUUAGCAAAUCCUGUCCGGCUGGGCCAGGCGCAUACUGUGAGGUUGAUCCUGAAGAAUUCAAAGAUGCCAAUGCAGGUGGAUGGAGAGCCCUGGGCACAAGGGCCUUGCACUGUUACUAUAACUCAUAAGACCCAUGCACUGAUGCUGUCUCAUUCAGGGGAACAGACGGAUGACGAUGUGUCCAGCGUAUCGGAACAGGAACUGGCCAAGGAUCAGACGGAUGAAGACACAUAG
Molecule: messenger RNA, 1707 nt
Organism: Gekko japonicus
Lineage: Eukaryota; Metazoa; Chordata; Lepidosauria; Squamata; Gekkonidae
Gene: DGKE
Product: diacylglycerol kinase epsilon
Exons: 11
Coding region: 1-1707 (568 amino acids)
Molecular function (GO): ATP-dependent diacylglycerol kinase activity
Source: RefSeq, a predicted model, not a curated record